Messenger RNA from Salpingoeca rosetta, 709 nucleotides. RefSeq names its product thioredoxin. The record is from RefSeq and is a predicted model, not a curated record. Gene Ontology annotation, molecular function: protein-disulfide reductase activity. NCBI's taxonomy places the organism in Eukaryota, Choanoflagellata, Craspedida, Salpingoecidae. Bases 84 to 395 code for a protein of 103 amino acids. The transcript has 3 exons.
CAAUCGUUCAUUCUCUCCGUCAUCAUCAUCACACUGAUACCAACGAACCCAGUCAAUCAAACACACACACAACAAACGCCAAGAUGCCUGCCUACCUGAAGACCCUUGACGAUUUCAAGAAGGCCAUUGCCGAGGACUCUGUCGUCAUCAUCGACUUUACCGCGUCCUGGUGCGGCCCCUGCCGUAUGAUUGGCCCCGUCUUUGAGAAGCUCGCCGGCCAGUACGGCACCAUCAAGUGCUUCAAGGUUGACGUCGACGAGAACUCGGACGCCGCUGGUGAGGCGCAGAUCCGCGCCAUGCCCACCUUCAAGGUGUACAAGGCCGGCAAGCAGAUUGACGAGCUCAUGGGCGCCAGCGCAGAGAAGCUCGAGGCCAUGUUCAAGAAGUACGCAUAAGCGCACGCGCUGCCUCUCCGCCGGCCGCCGUUCGCCAUCUUCCUCGUCAUGUGUCCUUUCUGAUUGUGUGUGUGGCGCGUUUGAACCUCGUUCACCGUCGUUCACUCCAAUGUGUUUGUUUCCUUUUUGUUUCCUCAUUUUUCACGUGUGGUAACUUGAGUGUGUGACCCACCGUUUAUGCAUGAUGUGAGGACGCAUGCAUGCUGUGUGUUUAACAAACAACCAACCAAACACCUGCCCUCAACCCCCAACUUCAAAAUAUAAACACAUCAUCAUCUGAAAAGAGCGAGAACAAGCACACAGGCGUGAACAAG